CCAUGCUAGCAGCUUGUGGGACAGUAGGCACCACAAUUAUUUUAGAUAAAAGUUUAAUGUUAAGUAUAAUGUUAUGCUAAACUAAACAAUGUGUUAUUUAAAGAGUAACAUGGUUUGCUGGUUAGCUAACAAGUUUGGUAUGUUAGCAUGCUAACAUUUGCUAAUUAGCACUGAACGCAAAGCACUGCCGAGGCUGAUGUGAAUGGCAUUGGCUUUGUAAGUAUUGGAUUCAUUAAAAUUCAUCGUCUGAGAACCAUGAAUGUCUGUAAAAUUUCAUGGCAAUCCAUCCAAUAGUUGGUAAGAUUUUUCAGUCUUAAUCUAACUAAAAUGGUGGCCCAACCUCUAGCAUGGCUAAAUAUUAUAUAAUGUGACGAUGUAACUAGGUUUGUUUGUGUUCUUUUGUUAACCAAGGUGUGUGUUGAGUGCUGAGUAGGUGUAGGGUGUUCAUUGUCUGACACUUUAAUCAUCAUAGUUUUUGCCUCACAAAUUCAGCUGUUUGUUUGAUUAAAGCAGAUGAAGUCAGGCCAUUAAAAGUCUUCUGUCAAAGCUUUGGCGAAAACAGUGUAAACUGUGAUGAAUAAUUCAAAGACAACUAUCAUUUUACUUGAGAUAAGCUUGCUAGGUUGCCAUGGUAGUAAUGCAUGUAUUAUUUACUGGCAGUGUGAGUCUGAUUAUAAGGCAGCUUACAGGCUCUCAGUUGUUUUUAGAUCUGUUCAAACUGUGAGGAUUAAACGUGGUAGUAAUCCAUGGACAAAUAAUGUGUCUGAGCUGCAUGUCUACCUCCGAAUGAGACGCAAGGAGCUACACUGCAGUGUUGUGGACCAUGUAAUGUGGCAGAGGGUUUGCAAUGGAGGGGACAAUGCUGACGGCAGGACAGGAGAAGCCACAGAAGCGGGUGAGGUUCCGCGUGGCUUCCGGGAACAGCGGACGGGUGCUGAAGGAGAUGUUCAAGGAUGAGGGGCCUUCAGACUCCCUGGAUUCAGACUGCACCAGCAGCUCUGACGCCGAACGGGCCAGCACCCCCUCUACAAGGGCCACCAAGGACUGGAUGUUCACCACCAAGAGGGUCAACAUACUCAGUAAAAAUGGGACCGUGAGAGGGGUCAAGCACAAAGUCAGUGCAGGUCAGACGCUGUUUGAAAACCUUCCCAACUCCAACAGUAUGGAGUUAUCUCUUGAAUUUGGGCGGAUAGUGAUCUACACUACGAGUUUCCGUGUGGUGAGGACAACCUUUGAGCGCUGUGAGCUGGUCCGGAAGAUCUUCCAGAACCACAGGGUGAAGUUUGUGGAGAAGAACAUCGCGCUGGACUGCGAGUACGGGAAGGAGUUGGAGGAGCGGUGCAAACGUGUGGGAGAACCUCCUUCAUUACCAGUUGUGUUUGUCGCAGGACACUACCUUGGGGGUGCUGAGAAAAUACUAGGAAUGAAUGAGUCAGGAGAGCUUCAAGAUCUUCUCACAAAAAUUGAGAGGGUACAGCUGCCCCAGACGUGCCAGACCUGUGGGGGCUUUGCCUUCGUCCCGUGCCCAAUGUGCCAUGGCAGCAAGAUGUCUGUGUUUCGCAACUGCUUCACAGAUUCCUUCAAAGCCCUCAAGUGCACUUCCUGCAACGAGAACGGCCUGCAGCCCUGUGUGAGCUGCAGACAGUGAGGAUGUUAAGUGCCUGACCCAACAUCCUUGCUUCCUUCUCUGGGACCUCACACAGGACCUUAACAGUGAACUGCAACACAGGCAGUGACAUGAAACACAGCAGGA
This is a messenger RNA of Micropterus dolomieu (smallmouth bass), 1753 nucleotides long. RefSeq names its product glutaredoxin and cysteine rich domain containing 1 a (gene grxcr1a). The transcript has 5 exons. Lineage: Eukaryota; Metazoa; Chordata; Actinopteri; Centrarchiformes; Centrarchidae. Gene Ontology annotation, biological process: sensory perception of sound. The coding region runs from base 848 to 1648 and encodes 266 amino acids. The record is from RefSeq and is a predicted model, not a curated record.